This is a messenger RNA of Thrips palmi, 1380 nucleotides long. It is a transcript of the gene trsn, whose product is annotated as translin. Gene Ontology annotation, biological process: RNA metabolic process. Bases 141 to 848 code for a protein of 235 amino acids. The transcript is spliced from 6 exons. Gene Ontology annotation, cellular component: cytoplasm; nucleus. NCBI's taxonomy places the organism in Eukaryota, Metazoa, Arthropoda, Insecta, Thysanoptera, Thripidae. Gene Ontology annotation, molecular function: single-stranded DNA binding; sequence-specific DNA binding; RNA binding. The record is from RefSeq and is a predicted model, not a curated record.
CUUUUGUCACUUUUGUUUACGUUGUUUGCCAGCAGUUGGAUAGUUGGAUGGUUUGAUGGUUCCAUCACAUUCGGUCCGCGUGUGACUUCAUUUGCUUUUUGUUGAAAGAGUCUAACAUUUGUCGGAUCCUCGUUUAGACUAUGGCAUCAAACAUGAGUGCCAUAUUUGCAUCUUUUCAACAGCAUAUAAACGUCGAGCAGGAUUUGAGAGAAGAAAUUCGUCAAGUAAACAAGGACAUUGAUCAGAAGGCCCGUGAAAUCCAGACUACCCUUCAGAUUAUUCACCAAGAAGGUGGACUAACUAAAAUUGCAGAUUGUUGUGCGCUGACAAGGAAGUUAUUCCUGGAUGUCAAAACAGGGUUUUCUAAAUUGGCAGUACUUAUUCCGGAGGACCAAUACUAUCGAUUCCAUGACCACUGGCGCUUUACUAUGCAGCGUUUAGCGUUUCUUGCCUCUCUCACUGUCUACCUUGAAAGUGGUCAGUUGGCUAUGAUCGAGGAUGUAGCUCAGAUAGUUGGCGUUACCUCUAAGCGAGAAGAUGGUUUCCACAUUGAUUUAGAAGACUAUUUAAUGGGAUUACUUCAGCUUGCUUCUGAAUUGGCAAGAUUUGCUGUCAAUAGUGUCACAAAUGGAGACUAUAAACGUCCUCUUCAUGUAUCUCAAUUUGUUGCUGAAUUAAAUUCUGGCUUCCGUUUGCUGAAUCUUAAGAAUGAUGGCCUUCGUAAGCGAUUUGAUGCCUUAAAAUAUGACGUGAAAAAAAUUGAAGAGAUUGUUUAUGACUUGUCAAUCAGAGGUCUUAAAUCUGAAGAGAAAUCUGAAGACAAAUCUGGGGCAUCCUCAACUUCCUAACAUUUUCAUAAGACUGUGCUCUCACUACAACUGAACUUGUUUUUUCGUUUCCUGUAAUAUACUCUUAUACCAGGUGGGAUAAAAAUAACUAUUUAUUUUAUCCUAUUCUGAUUCUCGCAGGUGAUGCUUAAUGAGGGGAUAGGGGUGAGCACCCACAUUUACAUGAGGAAGUUGUGGCAUCACUACCCUAUCUGGUAAAUGUUGUACUAUCUCUGUUAAAUUUGACUUGUGUAAGCUUAUGCUAUGUUAUUUAGCUUCUCAUAAGAUUAUGAUAGUUUUCUUAAACGUUUGUUUUACUUUUUAAUACACUUCUUCUAUUGAGCUUUUCACUAUUGGUUUUCUUGUCGAGUGUCUCGAAAUUCCAGAAAAUAUUCUUUGCGCCGAAUGCGCCGUAGUUUUACAAACCUUUGAACUUGCCGCCGGAAGAGCAGUGGUGCCUGUCCACUGUCAGAUGUACCUCUUUUCUCUAGACCAGUUGUGAAACCCUCAUGAAAAUGUUCUUCUUUCGGCCAAAAAUAAAAUUUUGCAUCCA